Molecule: messenger RNA, 878 nt
Organism: Bradysia coprophila
Lineage: Eukaryota; Metazoa; Arthropoda; Insecta; Diptera; Sciaridae
Source: RefSeq, a predicted model, not a curated record
UAUAACUGUGUCACAUUGUCGGCUGUUUUGAUCUCUAAAAACAUAUCUUCGACGUAGUUACCAUUCUGAAUUCACCACCAACGGAGAUUGAUUACUAAGAAAUGAAAAUUACCAAUUGUAUUUUUAGCCUAGAAAUCUUGUUGGCUGUCGAGCUAGUUACUACGAUUGAUGUAAACGACAAUAUUCAACCUACAGACAUGGAAACAGCAGCGACAACCUACGUGUAUCGCCAAUCAACUAGUUAUCCAUGGUAUAAUUCUCGUUACAAGAAUUAUCAAAGAAGAUAUCCGUAUUACAGCGGAUAUAACAGAGGAUAUUACAAUAGAUUUUAUAGUCCACUGUAUAGUGGCGGCCUUGGCGGAAUUCUUGGACUUUUUGGGGGCUUAGCUUCAGGUGGAUACGGCGGAUAUGGUGGAUAUGGCGGAUAUGGUGGCUAUGGUGGAUAUAAUCAUGGAGUUAACACAAACAUAUAUAACGGAGAUUCAGUCAUAAACCAAAAUCAACAUAACUAUAACGACGACCAUCAUUCCCACAAUGAAGAACAUUAUUUUGAUGAAACAGAUAAUAGAGAGCACUUCGACGAAAAUAGUGAUGCAUCACACAAUCAUGGAUCUGAUGAAGGAAGUGAAAUUGAUAACGACGGUGCUCUAGCUGACGGUUCUGAUUUUGAUGGUGAUGUUGAUAUCGGAGGCGAUGGUGACGGUGAUGGCGAUGGUGGCGGUGAUGGCGAUUAGACUAAUAUUAACUUUUUAGAAGCAUGUGAUCAUAAAAUCUUUAAAUUUAUUUUCUCAAAGAAUCUCGUUCUGUUUGAUGCAAAAUCUUUUACUUCAUAUGCUAAAUCAUUCGUUUCGUUAUAAUACAUAUUGUUUAACAGAUGA